Messenger RNA from Trichomonas vaginalis G3, 3693 nucleotides. RefSeq names its product transcription initiation factor TFIID subunit 1 family. The record is from RefSeq and is a predicted model, not a curated record. The transcript has a single exon. Gene Ontology annotation, cellular component: transcription factor TFIID complex. Lineage: Eukaryota; Parabasalia; Trichomonadida; Trichomonadidae. Gene Ontology annotation, molecular function: RNA polymerase II general transcription initiation factor activity; RNA polymerase II general transcription initiation factor binding; histone acetyltransferase activity. Gene Ontology annotation, biological process: transcription by RNA polymerase II; RNA polymerase II preinitiation complex assembly. Bases 1 to 3693 code for a protein of 1230 amino acids.
AUGUCCACUGUUUCCCGCAAAAUUAGCCUUUAUGAUUCCUUGCUGAUUGAGUACGACAAUAGUCAGACGACUCUUGUCGACUUCAAUUAUAAGGCAGAUCAGUGGAAAACCCAUUUUCGGUCGAGAAUUCCAAAUAGAAGACAGGCUAUUUCUCGAAACGAGACAAAUCAAGGGCUUCUGCCCUUACCUAAGAAACUACCAAAAGAAAUUCCGCAUCAAACUUCAAACGAAACCGAAAUUGAAAAAAUAGAAACGAAUAUUCCCGAGAAAAAACAUUAUAGUUUCCCUAAUUUUACAUUAUUAAAUCAACGAAAUUUCGAAACAUUACAUUCUGUGCACACACCACUACAGCAAAAGCAACAGCAGAAGCACCAACACGUUCAAAUCAUGCGCCAACAAACACAGCCAAUACAACGAAUGAAUUCCAUCGUUCAGAUCAACCCGAUGGUAAAUGUACAGAUGACGAAAACUCUUCAAAACCAACUUAUUCAUUAUCAAUUAUCCAGAAGCAAUUCAGGCAUAAUACAGCCAAAUCCUAUGCCAACAGAAGAGCAAAAACCUGCUGAUGAAGAUUCUGAUAAGAAUAUCACAUUCGAAGCUGAAGCUUUUUACCUGAAAGCAAAUACAAAGAAAGAACCGGAGCCACAACCGCAACCACAACAAGAUCCACGCUUGAUGCAGCCGCAGAUGAGACCUUCUGUUUCUAUACCUCAAUUUCAAGCACCAGCCCUUCAAUUUAAUCUUCCGCAAAAAAUAAUAAAUCAAUUUUACGCACAGCCAACAUACAGAACACCACCACCUCCACCACCAACUCCGGAAUCUCCUUACAUCAAUUCAGCGUUAUUACAUAACGAUUACGGCACAAUUGACCAAAAAUUAUUAAAUAUACCAUUAUCACUCGAUAGAUCGGACAAAUCCAUUACAUUUACAGAGCAACGUGAACAGACAAUCAAUGGAUUCGAGUUCCAAAGCUCUAAAAGCUUAGCUCCUUUAGAAUGGAACUCAAUUUCCUUCCAUUCCGAGAAAUACUACACGAGGCUCAAAGUUGCCAAGGAAAACAGAAUGCACCAGGCCGUACAACAUAGCGAUCCUGCAUUAAAUCUUGUCCUUAUCGAACCAAAUUUACGAGAUCUGGAGAAUUUCCAUCAUCCGCACGUCAACACCCUACCUAUUCUAGGUAUUACAUACACAGUUACCUGGAAACCAGACGAAAUUCCCGAUGACGACCCUGAUGCCCAGAUAUCUCCUUUCCUCAAAGACUUGGAUGACCUUUCCGGACGUCGUGGCGGUAUCAUUGUGGUCGAACACACUGUAGAAUACCCGCAGUUCAUCACAAAUGUCGGCAUGGCAUCUACAUUAGUUACAUUUUGGCACAAAGCACAUGCAAAUGACAAUCCAAGGACAUUUGACCAACAUAUACAGAUAUUAGAUCCAGAUCAUGCAUCUCCUUUCAUCGGAGAGAUCCCUAAGAACGAGCCUGUCCAAUGUUUAUCAUGUAACAUGUUCAAUGUUCCUGUUGCGAAACAUCCCGUUGAAUCAACAGACUUUUUAUUGGUCAGAUCACUUGAUGAACCUGUUUUCUAUCUGAGGAACAUCGAUGCGUGUUACUGCGCAGGUCUCUUGGAAGCCAGGACAAAAGUAAUGAGGCCAGGAACGAAAGACGCACAGAAAUUCAAUUUGAAUUUCAUCAAAGCUAUUUUGAUUAAUAUUUUCAGAGGUACGAAACAAUAUCCAGGAAGACACCAUAUACAAGUUCAGAAUGUUAUCAAAGAGUUCUUCCCUGACGUAAAUGAGCCAAAACUCAGAAACAUUUUGAAAGAUUUCGCUGAUUUCUACAGAGAACAAGGAAACGGUUUUUGGAGAAUUAAAGAGAAAAUUAAUUUGGAUGCUGAGUUCCAGAAGAUCGAUAUCACUCCAGAAGAUGUCUGUUCAUACCAAUCAAUGCUUGUUGGUCACUACCACUUGAAGAAAUCAGGUGUAAACAUUUUGAUAAGAUCAAAAAGAGUUUACCAACAAAUCCAAAAAUUGGAAGGUGAACUGACCAAAAAAGUGGCAGCAAGAAUUGAGAUUGAGUUGAUGAAAACACCAUGGGCAAGAACAGAGAACUUCGUUAAAGCGUUCGAAGGCCAAGCGAUGCAGAUCCAAAGAACAGAAGAUGGCCAACAAAUCAUGAGAUCGAAAUCUCGUCGUGAACAUGAUAAUUCAGCUGGAGCUCCUCAACCUGCACCAAAGAAACCUCUCGCAGGCACAAAAGCUGACUUAAGAGCUUUAACACUUAGAGAACUCCGCGAUAAACUCGUUUCUUUGGGUGUUCCAACAGGAGAAAUCGAGAGAUUAAGUAGAUGGAACCAAGUUGCACUUUUGAGAGAAUUGGCAAACAGCAAAGCACAAGAUGGCAAAGAAGAUAACAUCACGGAGAACUUCUCUCGUGGUCCAAGGAAUGAUAAUGCUGCGAUUGUACAGAGAUACAAGAAAGUUUACCAAGAAACAUUUUUGAAUAAUUUGAAUUUCAUCGCAAGUAACAAUACAAACUCCGCAACCGUAUCGUUCGAUGAUGGUAGAGUUCUCGAUGAUAUCGCCAUGCAAAUGAAUAGACAAGAUGAAGACGAAGAAGAGGAAGAAGAUAUAAAUGAUAAUAAUUUAACUCCUGAAAACCGCCAAGACCAGCCACAGACUACAAUUAUUUCAGGGGGUGACCCCCCUGAACUGGUUCCAUAUGGAUUGGCCACACAUCCUCUCAUGAUUAAUUGGCCGGAAUUAGGGUUCGGAGAUUGCCCUAAGAGGAAGGCUGCCAAGAUUAUCAAUGUAUCCCUCGACCAGAAUUUGAGGCCAGUGGUCUCUAUCCAGUGGAGAAGAACUCCUCAUCAAAUUGCUGAUCUUGAGAAGCUCGAAUCGCCAGUCAACAACGAACAGACGUCUAAGACAAUUACAAGGGCUGAGGAUAUCGAGGCUGUAAUGCUUAAAGAUCAGAGGAAGAAGCUAUUAGAUAAGAAACGCAGAACAAUGACAGCCCAGAGGAUAAAGAAGAACGACAAUACACCUGUACAAAGAUAUAUCCCUUACGACCAUCAGGUUUUGCUCGUUACCGAUCCAGAUGGACAAUUAUCUUUCCAAUUGGAGCCAGAAAUCAUCAAAAAGAUCGUGGAUGCUUCUACAAGAUACAACGAAUUUGCUGCAGCUAACGCUAAGUCGAGUUCUUCAUCCUCUUCGUCAAAGAAGAAAUCCGGAAGAUCUCAAGCCGUUGUCCUUGGAGAUAGCGAUGAAGAUGACGAUGAUAUUGCAGAGCCAACAGUUACGGUCGUUAGAUCAAGAAGAUCCAAGUCUCCUGUUACAAGAUUUAACGAAUUACUUCGUGAGGUCGUUAACAAGCUCAAAGGCGAUGGCAGAUGGGAAAUAUUCUACUACCCAGUUAGUAAGAAGGAAGUUCCUGACUACCACAAGAUUAUUAAGACUCCAAUGUGUCUCCAGGACAUAGAAAGGAACGUAAAGAACGAAGUCUACACAACUGUCGAUAAGUUCUACCAGGAAAUGUCCCAGAUCAGAAUAAACUGCAAGACUUACAACGAAGACAGAAAUCCUGACCUUUACAGAUAUGGUGAGCUAUUCUGGGAGACGUUCCUCGAGUACCUGAGAGAGAAUAGAGAGGAAAUCGAUACAGUUGCAAACGAAAUCGAUCCUGUUAUUAGAAAAUAA